Aaosphaeria arxii CBS 175.79 is the source of this 1985-nucleotide messenger RNA. Its product is annotated as carboxypeptidase cpdS precursor. The transcript is spliced from 3 exons. Gene Ontology annotation, molecular function: serine-type carboxypeptidase activity. Gene Ontology annotation, biological process: proteolysis. Lineage: Eukaryota; Fungi; Ascomycota; Dothideomycetes; Pleosporales. The coding region runs from base 162 to 1808 and encodes 548 amino acids. The record is from RefSeq and is a predicted model, not a curated record.
GAUCUGUGGCAGGCCUUGCAGCAAUUUUUGUUCGUGGUGCAAGUGACGUUUGGGUUGUUGCGCACGUUUUCGUCCCAAUACACAGCUGUUGCAUAUAAUUGCGAUUGAAGAGACGGAGAUUGGAUACCUAUCAAUUAGCGGUCAAAUCAUCGUAAAGCAAAAUGCGUUUCUCGUCAUCGGUCCUACUGUGUGGCCUCCUGGGCUCUGCUGCAGCAGCUCGCAGCCCCAGGUACGCUGGAAAGAAAAUUGAUCUUCCGCGAUCGAGGGCGGUGUAUUCUCCGCCUAGAGGUAUCGAAAGGCGCGAGGAGGAUUUCAUCAUUGCUCAGAAUGACAAUACGAAGAAGUUCGCCGUCAAUGGCACCGCAGGCGCCAUUCCCAACGUAGACUUCGACAUCGGCGAGUCCUACGCAGGUCUUCUCCCCAUCAGUGACUCUGCGAAUGAGACAUCCGAGCUCUACUUCUGGUUCUUCCCAUCCGCAAACCCCGACGCCAGCGAGGAAAUCACCAUCUGGCUCAACGGCGGCCCAGGAUGCUCGUCGCUCGAAGGCUUCUUGCAAGAGAAUGGCCCCAUCUCGUGGCAGUACGGUACUUACAAGCCCAUCUACAACCCGUGGAAUUGGGCCAACCUGACAAACAUGGUCUGGGUGGAGCAGCCAGUGGGUACUGGAUUCACCCAGGGCAAGCCGACGGCGAACAGCACCGAAGAGGCGGCUCAGGAAUUCCUAGGCUUCUUCAAGAACUUCGUGGAUACUUUCGGUCUGCAAGACAGGAAGGUGUUCAUUGCUGGAGAGUCGUAUGCUGGAAAGUACAUCCCGUACUUUGCGGAUGCUAUGUUGGAGAAGAAUGAUACCAAGUACUAUGAUGUCAAGGGCAUUAUGGUUUAUGAUCCGAGUGUUGCUUCCGAUGCAUUGCUCGAGGAUGUUCCCGCUGUCGCUUACGUCGACCACUGGAAGCAGUUGUUCAACCUGAACUCGACAUUCACGGAGUCGAUCCACGAGCGCGCAGACAAGUGCGGUUAUACCGACUACCUCGAGAAGUACCUGACAUUCCCGCCUUCGGGACCUCUCCCCGAGCCCACAUCCCCCAAGGACGACCCAUCAUGCGCGCUUUGGAACGACAUCACGGACGCCGUUCUGCUCACCAACCCCUGCUUCGACAUCUACCAGAUCGCCACAACAUGCCCAUUGCUCUGGGAUGUCCUCGGCUUCCCAGGCAGCAUUGGAUACCUGCCCGAAGGUGCUGAAAUCUACUUCAACCGAACUGAGGUGCAAAAGGCCAUCAAUGCGCCAAUCCAGGAAUGGGCCGAGUGCUCCGACGGCGUCCUCGACACCGAUAACUCCAUUGACUCCGGCCUCGAGGUUCUUCCCCGCGUCAUCGAUGCGCUCGACAGGACCGUCAUCGUGCAUGGUGAACUAGACUGGAUUCUGCUCGGCAACGGCACCCUUCUCACCAUCCAGAACAUGACCUGGGGUGGUCAGCAAGGAUUCCAGUGCGCGCCCGAGGAGGAGUUCUACGUCCCUUACCAUGAGGAAGUCAGCCUUGGCUCUAUCUCGGCGAGCGGCAUCAUGGGACUUGUUCAUACGGAGAGGAAAUUGACUUUCGUCGAUCAGCGCAUGAGUGGACACAUGGUGCCACAGUACCAGCCCAGCAGCGGGUACAGGCAGCUGGAAUUCUUGCUCGGUCGGAUUGAUAGUUUGACGAGCAGGGUGCCGUUUACCACGAGACCCAAUGAGGUGCAACCUUCCGUCAAUGCGACGAUGAAGAGGGAUGUUGCUGUUGGUCUUGAGUCAUUUAAGAAGUGGUAUUGAGCUAGAUAGCCAUGACCUUAAUGUGUUGUUCAAGUGGUACACGAAGAUAUGUUAGCAUUCAAACUUGAUUUCAUCUCUUUCACAACCCCGUAUAAUGAUAUGUUCUCAAAUUGUACAUUGUCAUUGCAGAAUGGUGUCCACAUUAAUCAUUUGAAGUGUAACUACGGAGUGUAGGCG